AUGGGGCGCCGGAAGGCACGACACGAGCGAGGUCUUUCGAACCUCCUUGACGUUGAUUUUUGGAGGCGCGUCCUCGGUUUCGACCCCAACGAUUUCGACGAGGAUGUCUACGCCAAUGACCAAGGCCAACGCCCACUCAUUCUAGUGUUCCAUGACGGCGGCAGCGACGAAGCGAAACUCAAGAAUAUUGGCUGGCAACCCUUCAAGCACGGCGCGGCGAUCGCGACUUUAGACACCAAAUGGAUCCUGGAAGACAAUCACGAAUUUUCGGGAUUUCCAAAGGGCCUGUCUGAUUUGGUUGUCAAAUUCGAGAUUCCGAGAAGAUUCGAGUGGCAGCAACCAAACCGAAAAAAAAGGGAAAAGAGUCGUCCGGGGCCACCACAACGCCGGCAAUGA
This is a messenger RNA of Lasiodiplodia theobromae, 396 nucleotides long. Its product is annotated as DNA polymerase III subunit alpha. NCBI's taxonomy places the organism in Eukaryota, Fungi, Ascomycota, Dothideomycetes, Botryosphaeriales, Botryosphaeriaceae. The transcript has 2 exons. The coding region runs from base 1 to 396 and encodes 131 amino acids. The record is from RefSeq and is a predicted model, not a curated record.